AUGUCUUCCAACGGCGACGAGCAGGAGGCUCUUGCUGGGCAGACCUCGAAGCGCAGCAACAGCUUCUCGAACCAGUCUGACAGCUCCCAGACAGCUGCCGAAUUCAUCCGCAGUCAGGAACUCCUCGAAGCUGACGCGCGCGAGGCUCUUCCAUUCAGCAUCGAUAACUGCACCAGACUGCUCGGCCCGCUAAAGCAGAGCGUCUUCGCAUGCCUGACAUGCAACCCGGCGCCGUCGACCGAGACCGAUUCGUGGAACCCCGCCGGUGUUUGCUACUCCUGCUCGGUCCAGUGCCACGGCGAGCACACCCUCGUCGAAAUCUUCCAGAAGCGCAACUUCACCUGCGACUGCGGCACUAAGCGAGUGCCCAGCACGAGCCCUUGCGUGCUGCAGAUCAACGACGAAACGAAUACGCGCGGCAAUGUCCACUCGCAGGAGCCCGACGUAAACAACAAGUACAAUAAAAACUUUCGCAAUCGCUUCUGUGCCUGCGACUGCGACUAUGAUCCUUUUGAGCAAAAGGGCACCAUGUUUCAGUGCCUGGGCCUAGGCACCGAGGAAACAGGCGGGUGUGGCGAGGAUUGGUACCAUCCGGGCUGUCUAGUAGGCAUGGGGCCCAAGUGGUACGAAGCGAUGACGCCGAAGAAAAAAGCCCCCGAGAAGCAAGAGAACGACAAUGGACUUGCGGUCAUUUCUGAAGUCAACGAAGACGAGAAACAGACAAGCAAGGAAGGUGAAACGAAGACAGAUGACAGUGCGGUGGAAGACGACAUGGACGAGGAACCGCCUAUGCCUCCUGGCUUUCCUGAGGAGGAAGACUUUGACGGCUUCUUGUGCUACAAGUGCGUCGAGUCGAACCCUUGGAUUCAGCAGUACGCCGGUACUUCUGGCUUCCUCCCUGCUAUCCACCUCGAGCCGACAGCGGUAGAUACGGCCCCAGCGGCCACCAGCAACAAACGCAAGGCAGAAGAUGACGAGGGACACGACGAUGCUAAACGCGUCAAAACCGAAGUCGAAGCACCUUCUGAGCCAGCAAGCACAGCUGUCAGCGAACCAACGACGGCCGCCUCUCCCAGCGGGUGCAAGCUUCCGAACCUGGGUGCCGCGCCAAAGGGCCGCUUCUCGCUCUUUUUCAAGGAAGACUUUCGCGACAAGUUCUGCCGCUGCAGUGACUGCUUCCCCAAGCUCAACGCCUUUCCACAGCUCCUCGAAGAGGAAGAAGUCUACGAGCCGCCCAUGUCGGACCACGGCGACGCAGCAUCCCAAAACGGCGGCGGUUCGACGGCCGGCAGCGGCAGCCUGCUGGAGCGCGGCGAGAGCGCCCUGCGCAACGUGGACCGCGUGCGCGCCAUCGAGGGUGUCAUGGCCUACAACCACCUCAAGGAGCGCCUCAAGCCCUUUUUCCAGCAGUUUGCCGACAGCGGCCAGGCGAUUGGUGCCGAGGACAUCAAGGCGUACUUUGCCAAGCUGCGCGGCGACGAGCAGGCCAUCAAGGACGCGGGCGAGGGCGCGGCGUCGUCGGCGCCGGCAUCGGGGCAGGAUGGUGAUUCACGCCGCGAACAAGGAGGGUUUUGA
Molecule: messenger RNA, 1575 nt
Organism: Akanthomyces muscarius
Lineage: Eukaryota; Fungi; Ascomycota; Sordariomycetes; Hypocreales; Cordycipitaceae
Exons: 3
Coding region: 1-1575 (524 amino acids)
Cellular component (GO): cytoplasm
Molecular function (GO): zinc ion binding; ubiquitin protein ligase activity
Source: RefSeq, a predicted model, not a curated record